Messenger RNA from Propithecus coquereli (Coquerel's sifaka), 2312 nucleotides. RefSeq names its product mesoderm development candidate 1 (gene TLNRD1). Lineage: Eukaryota; Metazoa; Chordata; Mammalia; Primates; Indriidae. Gene Ontology annotation, molecular function: actin binding. The transcript has a single exon. The coding region runs from base 569 to 1663 and encodes 364 amino acids. The record is from RefSeq and is a predicted model, not a curated record.
GCGUCCCGCAAAGCCAGCCCGGGCCGCCGUCGCGGGGUCGCGCCGCCUGAAGCCCACGUGCGCCGCGGGCCGGAGGCGGCCGCGAGCGGCUCCUGCAGGACAGCCGGCCGGGGCGGCCGCCGCGCGGCUCCCGAGGAGGGGAUUUCGGUUUCAAAGAAAGGAAGGAAGGAAGGACAACUCCCAGCCGCCCGCCCCGCCCUCCGCUCCGGCGGCCGCGCCGGGUCAUGCCCAGAAAGGCGGCGGCGGCCCAGCGCGAGGGACUCUCCUGGCAGCGCGGCGACGAGGAGCGAGGACCGUGAGUUCGCCCUGCCCCGGUUCAUGGUUCCGGCAGGCCCGCCAGAAGGCCCGACGCCGAAGCCGCUCCCCGCGCCCCGAAGAGCCUCCCGCGCCCCGUGGCCCGCGGGCCGCCGCCGCCGCGCCGCAGCCCAGCGCCCUCUGCCCGCGGCGGUGGAUGGCAUGAUGGUGCGGGCAAGGCAGCGCGGCCCGGGCCAGCACAGUCGCGACGGCCGCCGGGGCGGCGGUGGUGGUAGCGGGCUCCCCAGCGGCAUGCCAGUGCCCCCCGGGCGCGAUGGCUAGCGGCAGCGCGGGGAAGCCCACUGGCGAGGCGGCUUCUCCGGUUCCUGCGAGCGCCGUCGGCGGGGCCGGCCCGCAGCCGCGGAAGAGGCUGGUGUCCGUGUGUGACCACUGCAAGGGCAAGAUGCAGCUGGUGGCCGACCUGCUGCUGCUGUCGAGCGAGGCGCGGCCCGUGCUCUUCGAGGGCGCCGCCGCCGCCGCCGCCGGCGCGGGCGCCGAGUCCUUCGAGCAGUGCCGGGACAGCAUCAUCGCGCGCACCAAGGGGCUCUCCAUCCUCACGCACGACGUGCAGAGCCAGCUCAACAUGGGCCGCUUUGGGGAGGCGGGGGACAGCCUGGCGGAACUGGGCGACCUGGUGGUGUCGCUGACGGAGUGCUCGGCCCACGCGGCCUACCUGGCGGCCGUGGCCACGCCGGGCGCGCAGCCCGCGCAGCCGGGCCUGGUGGACCGCUACCGCGUGACGCGCUGCCGGCACGAGGUGGAGCAGGGCUGCGCCGUGCUGCGCGCCACGCCGCUGGCCGACCUGACGCCGCAGCUGCUGCUGGAGGUGUCGCAGGGCCUGUCGCGCAACCUCAAGUUCCUGACGGACGCGUGCGCCCUGGCCAGCGACCGGUCGCGGGACCGCUUCUCGCGCGAGCAGUUCAAGCUGGGCGUCAAGUGCAUGAGCACGAGCGCGUCGGCGCUGCUGGCCUGCGUGCGCGAGGUGAAGGCGGCGCCCAGCGAGCUCGCGCGCAGCCGCUGCGCGCUCUUCAGCGGGCCGCUGGUGCAGGCGGUGGGCGCGCUGGUGGGCUUCGCCACCGAGCCGCAGUUCCUGGGCCGCGCGGCCGCCGUGAGCGCCGAGGGCAAGGCGGCGCAGACGGCCAUCCUGGGCGGCGCCAUGAGCGUGGUGUCGGCCUGCGUGCUCCUGACCCAGUGCCUCAGGGACCUGGCGCAGCACCCCGACGGGGGCGCCAGGACGUCGGACCACAGGGAGCGGCUGCGGAGCUCGGCCUGCGCCGUGUCCGAGGGCUGCACCCUGCUAUCUCAGGCUUUACGGGAGAGGUCUUCGCCCCGGACUUUACCGCCAGUGAAUUCCAAUUCUGUGAAUUAGCACCCCCUACCCCUCCUCCACGCAGGCUAAGGGGCGUUUCUCUCUCCGCCCCUCUCCGUUUAUACCAAAGAGCUCACAGGUGGAGCCCACGCGUGCGCCCGGCGGCAGUGCGCGAGAGGAAGCCUGGGGAGGCCGGGCCGCGCGCGCAGGUGUGUGCGCGCAGGUGACACGCCCGAGGGCCCCGGUGGCCGCCGGCCCGCGUUGGGACUGGGAGUGGAAGGUGUAUGGUCUGCUGGCUGUGGUGUUGCUCCCGCCCCUACCCGGCCCAUCUUCCCGAAUUUCUCAACUAAAUUUUAUGAUCGACUAGGCAGGAAGGAGGUCAUGGGUUCAUUUCUUUUUUGGUUUUGUUUCUGUCUUCUUUUCAUUCAGAGAAAGGUUACCUCAGUUUUCACUCCUUAGACAUGGAUGUAGCUACCUUUUUUGUAUGUCGUUAUUUUUUUAAGCAACUGUGUUGAAUUAGGAGUAUCCUUGGUGUGGAAAGAGUAUGAAUUUGCCAUGUGAUUUGCAAAUGGGGGGAAGCUACUGUGAGCGUGUGUUUUAUUUUUUAAUUUACACUAUAGAGUGAUUUUUUUUUUCCCCCAAUGUCAAGUUUUUACCUUGCAUGUACUGGAGUAUUUAUUUCAUCUAUUAAAAUGUUAUGUUUCUCAGA